GCUAUUAAAAUAUUAAAAAAAAAAACUCAACUCUCUCCCCCCAUCGGCGGGCGAACUGUCCCACUCGGAGCCAUUCUCAAACCCCCUUCUCCUCAAUAAUUCCGAUCCUCCCUCAUCUCUCUCUCUCUGGUUGAAGAUCGCAAUGCAGCCAUAGGCGGGGAUUCUGGAAGAGGCUGGGGAAUGGUGGACGACGCGAGGGCGAGGAAGCCCCUGCUCCCGCCCAGGGCCCACGCCGGCGCCGCCGCUGCUGCUGGCGGCGGAGGGAGGCGGAUGAUGAGGAAGUGGGCGCUGAAGUUGGGGACGAGCAUCCUGUUGUGGACCGUGAUCAUGCAGCUAACGUCGUUGUUGCAUCCCCGCCUCCCCAAAUCCUGGCCCUCCGGCUGCGUCGAUCGCCGCGGCCGCCCCAACGCCACCAACUCCGUCCUCGACCUCGGCCGCUCUCCGCCGUCGCCGCCGGCGAUCGUCCCCCAAAGGAUUUACAAAAGCAAUGGCUAUCUUCUGGUGUCAUGCAAUGGUGGCUUAAAUCAAAUGCGAGCUGCGAUCUGUGAUAUGGUCACUGUUGCAAGCUAUCUGAAUCUAACCUUGGUAGUUCCUGAACUUGAUAAAACAUCUUUCUGGGCUGAUCCUAGUGACUUUAGGGAUAUAUUUAAUGUUAAUCAUUUCAUUAAUUCCUUGAGUGAUGAAGUAAAGAUCAUCAGAAAACUUCCAGACAAGUUCAGUAGAAAAAUUUCAGACAAGUCUGGUCGAAAAAUUCGCAGGCAAAUAUUCUCUUUGCCUCCCGUCAGCUGGUCCAGUGAGAAAUACUACUUGCGGCAGAUCUUGCCUAUUGUAAGGAGGCACAAGGUGAUCCAUUUUAAUAAAACAGAUGCUCGUCUUGCAAACAAUGGCCUUCCCAUUGAGCUCCAAAAGCUUCGUUGCCGUGUUAAUUAUGAGGCAUUAAAAUUUACACCUCAGAUCGAGGCUUUAGGUGACAAGCUUAUCUCAAUUCUACAGAGAAGUGGGUUCUUUGUUGUGCUUCAUCUGCGAUAUGAGAUGGAUAUGCUAUCUUUUUCUGGUUGUACUCAUGGAUGCUCUGAUGAAGAAACUAAGGAACUCACACGGAUGAGAUAUGCAUAUCCAUGGUGGAAAGAGAAGGAAAUAGUGUCCGAGCAGAAAAGACUAGAAGGUUUAUGCCCUCUUACCCCUGAGGAAAUAUCCUUGGUCUUACAAGCGCUAGGCUUCAUGAGGAACACCCAGAUAUACAUUGCCUCUGGAGAGAUCUAUGGUGGUGAGAGAAGGCUGGCUGCUCUAAGGGCUGCAUAUCCUAAAAUAGUAAGGAAGGAAAUGCUUCUGACUCCUGAUGAGUUGAGGUCUUUCCAGAAUCACUCAACUAAGAUGGCAGCAUUGGACUAUCUGGUUUCUGUUGCAAGUGAUGUUUUUAUUCCGAGUUAUGAUGGUAAUAUGGCAAAAGUUGUAGAGGGACACCGCAGGUUUAGUGGCUUCCGUAAGACCAUUUUGUUGGACAAGAGAGAACUAGUAAAACUUUUGGAUCUCCUCAAAGAUGGGAAACUAUCAUGGAAUCAGUUCUCUAAUGCUGUUCAAGAGGUACACAAGAACCGAAUGGGCCAGCCAGCUAUAAGGAAGGUCAUUCCUGGACGGCCAAAGGAGGAGGAUUAUUUUUAUGCCAAUCCUCAAGAAUGCCUUGCGCUCUAAGGAGUCUAAGCACUGAAUCAGGGCACUCUGAUUUCUGAAGCUGUUGAUAAGUAAUUCUUGUCAUCUUCAUGACCAUGACAUUCUCCUUUUGAGGGUAUGCCAGUGCAUCUGCAGCUUCCUUUGUAUAGCUGACCGAGUUUUUCUCUUUCCA
This is a messenger RNA of Elaeis guineensis (African oil palm), 1843 nucleotides long. Its product is annotated as rhamnogalacturonan I rhamnosyltransferase 1. NCBI's taxonomy places the organism in Eukaryota, Viridiplantae, Streptophyta, Magnoliopsida, Arecales, Arecaceae. The record is from RefSeq and is a predicted model, not a curated record. Gene Ontology annotation, cellular component: cytoplasm.